UCCGCCCCCGCUCGGAGCCCGCGGAGCCGCGCAGGGGCCUCGGGGGGGCCCCGGGGCGGUUUUGGGGGGCCCGGGCCGGUUUUGUGGGGCCCGGGGGGGUCCCCGGAGGGUCCCGGAGCCGCCGCCAUGAACCGAGAGGAGCUGACGUACCUGGGCGUGCUGCUGGGCUCCAUCCCCGUGGGCUUCGUGCUCAAGGAGCGCGGCCCGCGCUGGCGCCAGUUCGGGGGGGCCGCGGUGGGGCCGGGGCUGGCGCUGCUCACCUGCGGCCCCCACCUGCUGCACUCGCUGGGCACCGUGCUGGGCACCUGGGCCAUCCUCACCUGCCUGCCCAGGCACGCCGGGGGGGCCGCCCUGCUCUGGGUGUUGGGGUACCUGCUGUUCUUCCGCACGCCCUGGGUCUGGGGGCUGCCCGAGCCCCCCCCCUACGCCAACGCCCUGCAGCUGCUCGUCACCCUCAAGAUGGCCAGCCUGGCCAGUGACGUGCAGGAGCUGCGGGAGGCGGAGCUUAAGGGGGUGACAUCAGAGGAGACACGGCUGCUGAUUGGCUCGCUGAGGCGCGUGCCGAGUUUGAUUGACAUCCUGUGCUACAGCUACUGCUACCUGGGGCUGCUUACAGGUCCCUUCUACCGCCUGGGCACGUACCUGGACUGGGUGUGGGGUCCCCCCGGUCCCCCCGCCCUGCGCCGGCUGCUGUCCCACGUGCGCUGGCCCGCUGGGGUCCUGGGGGUGCUGGUGGGCCGGGCGUGGCCGGCCAGGGCCGUGCUGGAGCCCGAGUUCGGUGCCCGGCCCUGGGCUGCCCGGCUGGCGCACAUGGUGCCCGUGUUCCUGGCGCUGCGCCUGCGCCUCUACGUGGGCUGGCUCUGCGCCGAGGGCGGCUGCGUGGCCGCGGGGCUGGGGGCGUACCCCAAAUCCGCCAGGGCCAAACCGGGACAGGGACCCACGGUGCCAUGGGAGCGCCCCAAAACGUGUGCCGAUAUCCCCGAUGACCAAUGGGAUUUCGAGUCCAUCCGCACCGUGGAUCCCUGGGGCACCGAGGUCGGCCGGAGGUUCCGGGGCGGCCUCAGGCGCUGGAACAUGACGGUGCAAUGGUGGCUGGCGGCGUACGUGCACCGCCGGGGACCCCGAAACUACCCCAUGCUCAGGAACGCCUGGACCAUGCUGGCCUCAGCCUACUGGCACGGGCUGCACGGGGGGCAGUACCUGUCCUUCCUCACCGUGCCCCUCUGGCUGGCAGCCGAGGCAGCAGCUGAGGGGGCCCUGUUGGGCUAUUUCGGGGUCCCCCUGGAGAAUUUGGGGGGCUGGAAGGGCUCGGCGCUGCGGGGAGCGCAGUGGUUCCUCAAAAUGAGAGCGUUCGAGUACCUGAGCAUGGGAUUUGUGCUGAGAGAAGCGGCGGCCACGCUGCGUUUCUGGGCCUCGGUGCAUUUCUGCCUCCAUCUUGUGCCUCUCCUCAUCCUCCUCACGGCGGCGGCGGCGGGAAAAGGGCGGGAAAAGGGGCGGGGAAAAGGGCGGGAAGAGGGCCGGGGAAAAGGGCGGGAAGAGCGUGAGGUAGAGGCGGGGACGGGGGACGCGCAGGAUCCCCAAGGCCCUGAGGAGGAUCUUUGA
Messenger RNA from Camarhynchus parvulus, 1602 nucleotides. It is a transcript of the gene MBOAT7, whose product is annotated as membrane bound O-acyltransferase domain containing 7. The record is from RefSeq and is a predicted model, not a curated record. Gene Ontology annotation, biological process: phosphatidylinositol biosynthetic process; lipid modification. Lineage: Eukaryota; Metazoa; Chordata; Aves; Passeriformes; Thraupidae. Gene Ontology annotation, molecular function: lysophospholipid acyltransferase activity. Gene Ontology annotation, cellular component: membrane; mitochondria-associated endoplasmic reticulum membrane contact site.